UGUUUAAUUUUACGUUGAGUUGAUUUAAGAGUUAUUUGUAAUCACAGUACUUUUGCUAGAGUCUCAUCUGCAUCAUCCAUUGGAAUAAAUUCUUCAUUGUGGACAUGUGGACCAUUCUGCAUACUUUCAUCUCUCACUAUCUGCAUCGUGUUGCUGUUUCUUCCUUGUCAGGUUAUCAUCUUCUGCUUGUUGCCAUUCUUCAGACCUUGGUGUGACUAUAACUUGUCCAGCUUUUAAAUGGGUAUUUGAAGAAGGAGAUUGUGCUCAUAUAUUUGGAUAUUACAAGGUUUUGUUGGAGAAUCCUAUAGAAGAAAAGGUUUCUUUCAGGUUGAUAUUAAAAGUUGUCUACAAAAGAGGAACUUUUUGAACUUAUCCAACACUGAUUAGAAGCUGAAGAUUACCUUGAAAUCAAGUUAGAAAUUGUGGGAAUAAAAAAAUACAAUUUUUGGCAAUCGUUAGUUAAAAUAUUGAAAUUUUCAUAAAAUCUUAGAAAAUGGCAGAAACAAAAUUUGAUCAGCUAACAGACAGGCUUCAGAAAAGAGAAGACAUGAGGUUAGCAGAACAAGAGAAGAGGAAAGCUGAAAGAGAAAGGGCUACUGCUGCUAAAGAACAAAAUGAUUUUUACUUCAGUAACUUCACACAGAUCAAACAAGAUAUUUACAAAAAACUGGAUGAAUGUCAAUGUGCCGAUAAAAGUAAAGUUUUCAGUAUUUUAGAAACCAUUUCAAAGGAUUAUCAAAAACUUGAAAAAUUUUUGGCAGAUUCUACAAUGUUUCUUCCAUCUUAUGAUAUCCGAGUAGCCCAGGAAACAUUGAAAAAUAUUCAAGAAGCAAUUCAAGAUGCAGAAAGCAAAUUCUUACCAAAAAAAAAGUUUGCAUUUAAAAACAAGAAAAAGGCAGGUGUUGGAAAGGACAUAAUAGAUAGUUUAAUUAAAAGUCAUGUUCGACAAGAAAAGAAAUUUGAUAUUAAUGACUGUGGUUUUGAAAAACUUUCAAAUAUGAAUCUGGAAAUGAACCAAAAUGAAGUUAAUAAGAAAGAUGUUGGACUCAACUCAUUAGAAAACUGUAUUGUACGUAUUUAUGGAGCACCUAGCACUGUCCAUGCUAGUGGUCUUCGAGGGUGUACAGUGUUAAUUGGACCUGUCUCAACAUCUAUGUUUAUUGAGGACUGUGUAGACUGUAUAUUUGCUGUAGCUUGCCAACAGUUGCGGGUCCACACAACAUCAAGAGUUACUUUUUAUCUCCAUGUUACAAGUAGAGCAAUAAUUGAAGAUUCAACUGAGUUGAAAUUUGCUCCUUAUUCGUGGGAUUAUAAAGAACUUGAUGAGCAUUUUGAACUAGCAGGUUUUAACAAAUCACAGAAUAAUUGGAACAUGGUUGAUGACUUCAAUUGGCUGGCAUUGGAUGUACCAUCUCCUAAUUGGUCAAUUUUAAAAGAAGAUAUGAGAGUAACCUCUUGGUGAUUUUAACAGAUGUAACUAACAGUAACCUUUUCUGUAAGUAGAGGUGUUUGAAAGUGAACCAUUUUGGAACUAGCCUCCCAGUUUUAUCACUUGAGUGGCUGUAUAAAUCUAUGAUUUGUGUUCCUUUAGAAAAAAAAAAUCCAGAAAUUGUUAAAUAUGAAAUUAAGUUUGACAAUAACUUGUACCAAAUUAAUGUUAUUUGAGAUUUCUUGAUAUGAAUUCAUAUUUUAACCAGUCUUCUAAUUUGGAAUAUAAACCUCUAAAAUGUAAAAGCCAUUGUGUGAUUUCAUUAACUGUAAAGAACAUGAAAAAAAUGGAUUUUUGACUUUGUUUUGCCAAGUUUCAACAAAGCUUGUGAUUAAUUAUUUUAUCUUUUAAUAAUAGUAUAAUUUAGAAGUCUUGAAAUGAAUAAAUAUCAACAUGGUUAGAUAAGCAUUUAGAAUCCCAGAAAAUCCCAAGAAGUUUGUUUCAAUUCACUUUAAUUUGAAGAUUUAAUCAUACACUAAACCAUGUUUGUGAUUCUAUUUAAAACUAAAAAAAAGAUGUCUGAAUCUUUUCAGUAAUAUAUAUUGUCUUUCUUGUGUGGCAGAUAAGAUAUAACACUAGUUUCACUCAAGUGUAUAUUUUAAUUAAUAAAUUUACUGCAAAGGAAAAGUUGAAUGAGAAACAACAUUUAUAUUUACCAUUGUUACUUAACAUCACGAAAAGAGUGUAAAUAAUUGGUGAAGUAUAUUAAAAAAAUUUAAUAUAAUUAUUAAUUUUUGCAUGAUUUCCACAUACAGAUUGUUAAGUUUAUAAAUUAUGUUGCUGAAAGUAAUAUACAGUAACAAUAAUUUGUUUGUAUUUACAUAGUUAGAGAUAAGGCAUCCUUAUGACCAAAGAAUCAUAUAGUUAAUUUCAAACAAAAUUAACUUUUAUAUCUUCAUUAAAAGAUGUUGAAUAAUUGAUAUAUUAGGACUUUUCACAACAGUUUAUUUAUUUUAGGUUUUGACUUCUCCACCGGAGCCUUAACCAGUGCCUGCCUGUACAGUGAAUAUUGCUUUUAUGAAUACAAGUAAUGAACAAGCGUUUCUUUGAAAGUGAAAUAAAUGAAUGGAAGCAUUAAAUAUUAAAGAAAUGUUUUAAUACCCGUUGUUUCGUUCGAACAAAGAGGCUUCUCCAAAAUUCGCGGGUUCCCCGAUAAUUCGAGAAACUCAAUCACGCUUGCGCUAGUAACGUCACGUGACUUCCUCUGUCGUAACAAUAUUCAGCGUAUAGUUGCUCACAUAUGUAUUGGGGCCAAAUAUCUUGAAAAAUGAAGUAAUUUGCUGACAAGUUCUUGUGUAUAAUUUGAUCACAUUCGGUAACUCACGUGAUGAGUUUUAAACACAAGAUAAUGAAUGUUUCUUAGGGGUGAAUUGGCAUUAAUGGACAAGCCCGGGCAAUAUCAUAUGCUGCAUAUUGGCUAAACAAUUAGAGCUUAAAAUCAGUUUCUAAGAAUGCGUCAAAUGCAUUGCAGCAGUUUGCAUAAUGUCCCGAUGGGGGAAGUCGUCCUUAUUCAGUUAUUGUUGCAUUUUUGCUUGUGACUGCUGGUUUUCAAAAAUUAAUAUGUGACUGAAGAUAGACCAUUACCCGUUCGAUUGCCCCAAUAUACAUAAAAUAGAUCUCUGACCACAUAUAUUUUGUUUGAUAUCUAAUAACAUUUCUGAUUGGCUGUAAGAAAAAUUGGUUGCAUGGACUCUGUUGUUGUAAGUCUGCUACAAAUGAAGAAUAAUAACUAUAUGGGUGCAUGAAAUCAUGAAGUCUAAGUAAACAAUCUCUGCAUGGGUUAAACUACAAAUGUUUUCUAAAUAUCUGACAAUUAAUAGGCAUUUAUUAGAAGCCGAGAGAUUAGUUUAAUUUAUUCUCAUGUUUAGAGCAGACCCAAAUUUAACGUAAAGUUUGGACUUAUAUUAAAGAAUGAAAAGCAUCUUUGAAAGAAGUUGACUUUUAUUUAAACUAAUUAAGUUUUCAGGGGAAAUAAAAUCAAAGUCACGGUUAACAAGGAUUCGAAUUUGAUAGGCCUACCUACUUCUAAUUUUCAUGUAGGUUUCUUCAAAGAAGCAAGUUUUUUCUCGGCAUAAGUUUCCUAGCGUUAACAGCUCUUAUUAUACUUUCGACUUGGGUAUAAAUAAAUUGUAUUCUCUGACUUAAUACCUGUUAUAUUUCCAUGCGAAUCGCAUAGAUGUUUUUUCAGCAAAUUCUUUAUCAUUUUUUUGUAGUCUGACUUUGAUAUGAACAGAAAUGCAUACAUUUAAAUUAAAACGCUAUAUUUUGAAGUGGCGGAGUUGUUGGUUUGCGGGAUUAGCUACGCUGGUUAAUACGUGGGCAAACCUUUUUAAACACGUCAUUUUCUGUCUAAUACUUCAUAUAAGACACUAUUUCCAGUUAAAGAAGAAAAGUAGAGAAGGUAUGGAAAUUAAUACUUGUAAACUGUACAAGUAUGUACAGUUUACAAUUAUUGGUUAUUUUAAAAUUUUAUAACUUAAAUUUGGCAUUCAAAAUGCAGCAUCUGCUAAAGAUUAAAACUAAUUUAAAGUAAAAUUUUAUAACGUUUCUUUAAUUAUCAUCGUUUUACUCUUGUGACAAAUAGGAAACAAAAGAGAAAUAUUUUGUUUAGUAUGCCCUCCAAUAGCACAGCGAUAUGUCUGCGGACUUGCAACGCUAAAAACCGGAUUUCGAUUACCCGUGGUGGGCAGAGCGCAGAUAGUCCAUGGUGUGGCAUUGUGCUUAAACUACAAAAAAAGAUAAACUUGUUAAAUUUUCUAGUACAGCGAUCCAGAUCCUAUCGAUAAUAACCCAAUUGUUUGCCUCCACUUAAUUAAUAAAUGCGUUUGUGUAAACUUUUUGUAAGCGUUUUUAUUUGUAUAUUUUAUUCGAUAUAUUAGAUGAUAUAAAUUUUACCACUAUAUUUCAUUAUGAAUUGUACUUUGUGGUUGAAUAUGAAGAAAUCUCCACAGACGAAAAUGUCAGCAAUAAACACAUUAUAGUUAUUCACCCCGUUUAGGUCUACACAGAUAUACUCUCGCUGGUAAUGGCUACAAAUCUGUAAAAGCACACAAAUUUUUCGGAGCUGUAUUGUGGAACUUAAUAGAUAUAUAAUCGAACGGGAUUGCUAUGAUUUCAGUUUCUUUUGUUGUCUUUCUCAUAAAGGUUGUUAAUUUCUAGGUGUAACUGGAAACCAAUGAGCCUUAACCAAUACCAAGUUCUGUUUGAAGUCUUGUUAACGCACCAGCAAAUUAUUACAGCUUUAUCGCAGUAGCUUUUCUCUUUUGUAACCACAGCCUUAAUUUUGUAGGUAAAGGCGUUUUAAUUUAUUGGUUUGGGUGUGCGGUUUUGGAGCUUGUUGUUCUAAACACGUUACAGUUUUUGUCUGUUUCCAUGGAGACUACUGAAGAUCCCCUUCUUCGAAAUAACGCCUCUUUUGCUUUUAUUUCAGUUAUUCAUUUUUUGUUUGUGUUUUACUCUUCAGUAAAAACUAUUAUAUAUCUCUAGAGCCACCGAACAAGGUUACAUUUUUUUUUGUCUGAAACAUGCGUUGCUAGGAGAAGAAUAUUUUUACCGGCAGGGGGAGAAAAGGCACGUGAGAGAUUAAAAUGGUGGAUAAUUGUAACUAUUGAAUGAGAAAAUGACGGUGGUGAAAAGGAUGAUUUGUUAUAGCUUUGAGUUUAUUAUUUUUUUGUGGAUAAGAAAUGUUGCCAAUUAUACUAUAUCAUUGCAAACAUAUUCAACUCUUCCUACUUAACUGAUCACAACAAUACAUAAAAA
Limulus polyphemus (Atlantic horseshoe crab) is the source of this 5248-nucleotide messenger RNA. Its product is annotated as tubulin-specific chaperone C-like. The transcript has 4 exons. The coding region runs from base 494 to 1462 and encodes 322 amino acids. Gene Ontology annotation, cellular component: cytoplasm. NCBI's taxonomy places the organism in Eukaryota, Metazoa, Arthropoda, Merostomata, Xiphosura, Limulidae. Gene Ontology annotation, molecular function: tubulin binding. Gene Ontology annotation, biological process: tubulin complex assembly; post-chaperonin tubulin folding pathway. The record is from RefSeq and is a predicted model, not a curated record.